AUUGCAUGAAUUUGUUAGUUGAAGUUACCAGCGAAAAGGCGCUUGUUCAUACUGUACUGUUUCACACUGCGAAUAGGUUUAACAGAAUUACGUUGUGUGGUUCCUGUGUUCAUUUCAUUCUUACUGACUUCACAUUUGUGUGGGAAACUCUAGAACUAUAAUAACUUAUCAAAUUUGACUUCGCACUAGUUUUUAUAUGGACUGUCUACGUACUUGUUGUCCAGCGAGAUUCACUUAAUAUUCGGAUUACCUACUCAAUGGCGCACACAGUUAUUCAGAACACAAAUAACCCUUAUGCCAAUGGAAGGCUCGUAAGACGAAGCUCACAGGACCUUGGUUUGCAGGUUGAAGUUUACGAAGGUUAUUACGAAUUCCUCCGACGUUACACACUUGGUGAACGUUUUGGAUCUGGUGGAUUUGGUCAUGUUCACCAUGCUAGGCGUACAUCUGACAAUAAAGAAGUUGUAGUAAAAGAAGUUCGAUCGGAUAAAGUUCCAUGCUGGUGUUUGUUGGAUAAUCAAUUAAUGCCAAUUGAAGUUGUACUUCUAGUUAUGUGUCAAGGUUUACCUGGUAUAGUCAAUUUAUUAGAUGCUUUUAAUUUUGGUCAAUCUUGGGCAAUUGUUAUGGAUCAAGUAUCCAGUACAACAUGUGAUAUGUUUGAUUAUAUUGGUGAACGGGGAAUGUUGUCAGAAAAUGAAGCUUCUUUUUAUUUUCAUCAAUUGAUUGGUAUAUUGCUAUCAUGUCAUAAAGUUGGUGUAUUACAUCGAGAUAUUAAAGAUGAAAACAUUUUAAUUAAUCGUACAACGAAUGAAUUAGUACUCAUCGAUUUCGGUUCUGGUGCAUUCUUAGAAUCACGUUUAUAUACAGAUUUUGAUGGUACCCGUGUUUAUAGUCCACCUGAAUGGAUUUUAAACAACCGAUAUCAUGGUAAACAAGCCGAAGUAUGGUCUUUAGGUGUACUACUUUAUGAUAUGUUAUGUGGUGAUAUUCCUUUUGUUAAUGAUAAAAGUAUUAUCGGGGGAAAGUUGCGAUAUCGCAGAGACAAUAUAAGUGAAGCAGCAAAACAUCUUAUUGCGAGUUGUUUAAACAUGGAUCCAUCUAGACGUCCAUCUUUGUUAGAGAUUCUUCAACAUCCAUGGAUGCAAGCCCACAGACCUCAAACUGGUGUUAAAAUUCCAUUAGCUUAUCAAAUAGCUUUGGAUACUUUGGAGAAAGAAUCAAACUCUGAUGCUACUUCGACUAUUUCAAAUGUAUCAGAUUUACAACAUUCUGUAGAAGUGCAAAGUUCAAGUUUAUCAAAUCAAAUGAUUUCUAGUUUUCCACAUUCUUGCUCAUUUACAAAUCCUUCCAUAGGCAUUGAUAACAAUCAUAGAAGCCAACAAACCAAUAAUGUUGAUCGUUUACAAACAGUUUUAGAUUCUAAUUCUUCUUCUUCCGGUAAGGAUAGUCGCUCAAGCCUUCAUUUUCAUAUUCCCUCAGAUACCACUGAUUUAAUAGGAUCCAAUAUUGGUUAUGCUUUCCAUGACUUUUUACGAGAGGAGGUUUCAGUUGGUGGAUUUUCCCAAUCACCUGUAUCUAGUAUGUCUCCUAAACUUGAAACAGUGUGGUCCAAUCCGAACACAAAAAUUAACGAACGAGUAGAUAUGAACGUUCUUCCAGAUAGUAGGUUAUCAUGUCAACAAACAUCAUGCCCUGAAAUCAUACCGCGUCUUCAUUCCAAUGAAUCUGAUUCUAGCUCUGGCUAUUAUUCACGUUCAGAUUCUUUGUCAUCAAACGAUGGAAAACAGCUUAUUUCAGCUGUAAAUGUUGGUAACUUGCGUACUUGUUCAACUGCAAGUCAUAUGUCAUCCGUUAUGUCAGUUACUAAGCCUGUAUCAACAGCCGUCAAUGAUAAAUCUCCUUGUUCAACUGCAGUAUCCUCUUCCUAUUCCCGACUUCAAAAUACGGAAGUUCCUAUUCAUUUACAUUAUUGGCGUUCAGGUAGUUCCAGUACAACAUCAUCUGAUUCAUCGUCAUCUUAUUCAUCCACAAAAUCUAAUUGCCUUGAUAAACAACUACGGCAAAUUAGUGAAAAUACAUCACCCAUUCCCUCCUACUCGUCUCCAUCAUAUCUUAAUCCUUCUUGGUCUACUAUUUUGAGUUCAUCUAAACAUCCAUCUCAAAUCUAUUCAACCAAUACAACUCAUUCCAGUGUACCAUGUUCAGGUGUGACUAUGUAUUCUUCAACUACAAAUGCUGUAACCAGUUCAAAUUCCGAUAUAAUAAACACAUUGAAUAGUAACCUGUUAUCAUCUUCUACUUCAAAAUUAAAUUCUCCUCUAUCAACUCAUGAUUGGUUUUUCGGUAGUAGCAGUAGUAGUAAUAACAAUAUUGACAUGGAUCACGUAUGAUUUUUUGAACUAUUUACCGUCUGUCUCAAUGUACACAAUCAUUUAUAAGAAUAGUUGAAAGUUGAAACAUUUCUAAUCUUUGAUGUAUUUAUAUUAUGUCAAUAGGAAAUGAUCAAUUGGAUUUUAUUGAAACUCUGAUUGAUUAUUUUCCUAUUCACAUCAGUUAGUACAUCAAUAGAUUUUAAUUGUUCCACGCAUUAUAAUUAUUG
This is a messenger RNA of Schistosoma turkestanicum, 2599 nucleotides long. The record is from the annotation of a GenBank genome assembly. Lineage: Eukaryota; Metazoa; Platyhelminthes; Trematoda; Strigeidida; Schistosomatidae.